Lates calcarifer (barramundi perch) is the source of this 1761-nucleotide messenger RNA. It is a transcript of the gene ccr9b, whose product is annotated as chemokine (C-C motif) receptor 9b. Bases 346 to 1452 code for a protein of 368 amino acids. Gene Ontology annotation, molecular function: chemokine receptor activity. Lineage: Eukaryota; Metazoa; Chordata; Actinopteri; Centropomidae. The record is from RefSeq and is a predicted model, not a curated record. Gene Ontology annotation, biological process: immune response; G protein-coupled receptor signaling pathway; chemotaxis. Gene Ontology annotation, cellular component: membrane. The transcript has 3 exons.
GAUGUGUCAAAAAUGGGCUUUGACUUGAAACUUAAUCUGCUGUGAAUGUGGGUGUAUUGUUUUGUUCCAAACCUGAUGGUUCACUGGGUACAAUCUAAAAGUCACAGCUUCCUUGUGAAAUUACUGCACUGUAGUCUCUGUUCAAAGCUUGUACUAAACAGUUUUGAUGCUCACUUAGCUGUAAAUUGGAUAUGCAGAAAGGGUUGUGUCAAGAUCAGCACGUGAUCCUGUGGUUAAAGGGAGACCAUAAGUAAGAGAAGAUGAGACUGGUUGUUCGAGUUAACUCAGCUGCCUUGACAUAGAAACAGCACUGUAACCGAGACAUUACUAUCUUCAGGUGAAAACAUGGAUGAGCCGUUUACAACUUUAAUGACCACAUCAUCUAAACAUGUUGAAACUGACUAUUCUACCUUUGACUAUGACCCAGGGCCGACUGAAAGCACAGGCAUGUGUAACAGAGGAUGGGUCAGGAACUUCCGUGGGCAGUAUGAACCACCUCUGUUCUGGAUCAUCUUCAUCCUCGGUGCUGUGGGUAACCUGUUGGUGGUUUGGAUCUACACCACUGUACGCAACCGCCUGAAAACAAUGACUGAUGUGUACCUGCUGAACCUGGCUGUGGCUGACCUCCUCUUCCUGUGCAUGCUGCCCUUCUGGGCCGUCGAAGCCACCAAGGGCUGGGACUUUGGGGUCUCCCUCUGCAAAAUGGUGUCUGCCGUCUACAAGAUCAACUUCUUCAGCAGCAUGCUCCUGCUCACCUGCAUCAGCGUGGACCGCUACAUUGCUAUUGUACAAGUCAUCAAGGCCCAGAACCUGAAGAAAAAGAGACUCUUUUACAGCAAACUCGCCUGCCUGGGUGUCUGGUUUGUCUCCACCGUCCUGGCCCUGCCUGAGUUUAUCUUUGCUCAGGUGAAGUCAGACCGAGAAGGGCGGUCCUUCUGUGCUUUGGUCUACUGGAACAACACAAACAACCGGACUAAGAUCCUGGUGCUGUCCCUGCAGAUCUGCAUGGGCUUCUGCCUUCCUCUACUAAUUAUGUUCUUUUGUUACUCUGUCAUCAUUCGCACACUUCUGCAGGCCAAGAGCUUUGAAAAGCACAAGGCCUUGCGUGUCAUCUUCACUGUGGUGUGUGUGUUUGUCCUCUCUCAGCUGCCUUACAAUAGCCUGCUGAUAGUGGAGGCCUCACAGGCAGCUAAUACUACUAUCACAGACUGUAAAAUGUUAAUGCGCUUUGAUGUAGCUGGACAGGUAGCCAAGAGCCUGGCAUUCACUCACGCCUGCCUGAACCCGUUCCUGUACGUCUUUAUCGGAGUCCGGUUCAGACAAGACCUCCUGAGGAUUAUGAGGAUGUGUGCUGGCAGUCUGGGCAAAGGAGGGUUCAAUAAAGUAAGCACAACUCCCAAGCGUCCUUCUGUUAUGUCAGACACUGAUACUACCCCUGCCCUUUCCAUAUAAAUGCACAUUUUCCUCAAGAACCUGUCAACUGAGCCUAGUAACAUGAUAUUGUUUUUUACUUUGUUCCCCAUGCAUUACUUCCUAGUUCCUAGUUAAUUCAUUUUAUAUUUCAUUCUAUAUUCAUCUUCUGACAGUCACAAACACAUUUUUUUCUAGAAUCACUGUAUAGACUGUAUAUUAGUGUAAAUACUGUUUUUAAAGUGUUUGUUUUUUUUAAUGCAUUCAUUCCAUCGUGUGUUUGUCAUGUGCUGCUGUAACAACUGUAUUUUUGAUUUUCAGAUACAAAACAACAAUUAAAAAAUGGUAAAA